AACAGCUGUCAUGUGUCAAGAAAUUCAGAUGUAAUAGCUGGGCAUGCAGUUUAUUUUACCUUCAAAGUUUCUCAAACUUAUUCAUUUGAAAUGGUUGUUUAUUAUGGUGAACAUUGUUAAUUCAAAAUUAAAAGUGCUAAGAUAAAAACAACGAGAAAUGCAUAUGAAUAACAAAAAGUUAUCAUCCCUGGAUACGAGAACAAAUACGAAAACUAAAGUAUGUUCCACUCCAGAGCGUCGAGUAGAUUCUCCUACAAUAGAUACCGACUCUAUUUGUGACUCAGAAACUGCUAGUCCUAUACCGUUUAUGUGUACACAAGAUGAUGCAGAUGUUGUGUAUAAUUUUUCCACGCCAAAAUCACAAACUGCGAAAGCACAGUUCAAAGGUACCACACCAGUUAGUAAAAAGGUUAGGAAACCUGUGAGAUUACAAGUAAAAAAACGUUUACCAAAACGUAAGAUUAUUAAACUUUCAAAUCAGGGAAAGAAAUGGCUACAAGAUUUGCGUGAAUUAAAUCAAAAUGUACACGAACUUGUUAAUAAAUCAUCAAAAGAUUCAGUAGAGAAGCCGCAAUCUGAGGAAGACAUGUUUAGUGACACUAGUGACAGUUCACCCAGAGCAGGUAUGGGCAUUAAAAAGGGAUAUCUAAGAAAAAAUGUUUUAAGCUUUAAACUCACAAAAGCUGAACCUGAAACUGGUCUAGAUUCAGAUGAUUCCGUCAAUGAAUAUUUAAUACAAGUAAGUCAAGCCGUUGAAGAGAAAUUUAACACUGAAACAAAUGUAAUAAGGGAGCAAAGUUUUGACACUUUUGAUAAUAUCAGCUUCAAAGAAACUACCGAAAAUGACUUUAAUCCGGAUUCAAUGCAGGUUAUACAGAGAAAUAAUCAUUUGGGAUCAUCAAAUAUACAGAACAUGAAAAAAAGUGAAUCUAGCAUUUAUCACAAUGAAUCAUUUGACAGCUUAUUAGGAAACUUAAAUGACAGUGUCUUUGACAACCUCACUCAAAUACCUAUAAAUGGAGUAACAAAAACUAAAGGGCCCGUGUUAGAAAUUAAUAACGAAACUUGCCAUAAUAAAAGUUUUGUCCGGCACAACUCCAUGCCCGUGUCUCCCAGUGUUGCCAACAACAGACCAUCUACCAGUGGAAUGUCAUUGGGACGAUUUAAAUCUAUGCCAUUCAAUCAGAGCAGUGACAAUAUUUUAGAUGGCUGUUCAAUAAAGUAUACUCAAGAUGAAAUAAAAAAGAAACAUCAACAAGCAAGAGAAAAACUUCUCGCUAAAGGAAUGUUGCCAUUAUUAUCUCAAAAACAAACUCCGCAAAUGUUGCCAGCUCAAAAAGAUCAACCAAGAAACAAUAUCCAUAAUAAAGCCGACAGCAGACAAAAUAAAGUCACAGAUAAAAACAAGAACGUUAUGAACAAGAACCCUAGUUCAGAAUCAGACUUAAAACCUGACAUAAAAACACUGAUUGAAAAAAAAAGACAGGAAGCAUUGAUGAAAUUAAGGAAAAGACAGGCCCAGUGUAGGUGAUACAUAAUGUUUUUGUGUUAUAAAUAUUAUGUCAGAACUGUUUUAUAAUUGUGUACAUUGAAUAAGAUAUAUUUAUCGAGAAUUUUUGUAUUUUAAAUGAUUUGUAUAAUAACUUCCUAGCUGCAUGUAAUAAAAACAAUGUUUAAUUAUUAAA
This is a messenger RNA of Danaus plexippus (monarch butterfly), 1685 nucleotides long. RefSeq lists its product as uncharacterized. The coding region runs from base 158 to 1531 and encodes 457 amino acids. The transcript is spliced from 3 exons. Lineage: Eukaryota; Metazoa; Arthropoda; Insecta; Lepidoptera; Nymphalidae. The record is from RefSeq and is a predicted model, not a curated record.